Molecule: messenger RNA, 5608 nt
Organism: Magallana angulata
Lineage: Eukaryota; Metazoa; Mollusca; Bivalvia; Ostreida; Ostreidae
Exons: 12
Coding region: 184-3258 (1024 amino acids)
Biological process (GO): nucleobase-containing compound metabolic process
Molecular function (GO): nucleic acid binding; 3'-5' exonuclease activity
Source: RefSeq, a predicted model, not a curated record
UGAGAUUCUGCUAAAACGGUGUGUCAAUCGCAAUAUAAAAGAGCGUUGUCGUUUCAAUAUUCCGGAUAAUUUUGGGGCACGUAUUGAUUUACCUUGCUAGCUUCACAUCCGGUUGUAUUUUUAGCGCGGGUGUCUGUCGUCUGAGCGUCUCUGCAUGUGCAAGUAUAUCCAUAAAACCUUCACAUGGAGCAUAUUGGGAAGCAGGUUAGAGUUGUCCUAAAAGAUGACUCUCGAUUCGAUGGCUUUGUCCAUUCUAUGGACACUGGGACAGGCAAACUAACUCUGCAUAAAGUCACGGACGAGGAUGGCAGAAGACUUCCUGGGAUAAAACAUUUUUUUAAUGAUGAGCUACAUGACAUCUAUGCAUUUGAGAAUGAAUUGAAACCCUCCAGUAAGAAUGUGACAGAGGGCCUAGUGGACAAAAAAGAGACUGGCAAAAAGUUAUUUAAAACAAAAAAUGUUCCGGCCCAUCUCCAGAGAAUGCGGGACUUUAAGCCGGAGACUGUCCUGCUGUCAAACAUUGCCAACACCAGCACAGAACAUCCAGUCAAACAAGAUAACCAGAGCUCUGACUAUGAUUCCAGCAGUGACCCCGAGGCCCUGGAGGGGGGAACUGAGGCCCCUUAUGUCCUCAUCAAUAAAGUGGACAGGAAGUUUCAUGACGCUAUCGACGCAGUACUUAACUGCUCGGUAGUUGGACUAGCCAUGCAGGGGGUGUGUGUCGGAAGAUCUGGAGAAGUCUGCUGGGUGCAGUUUGCCACAGACAGAGAUGUGUUUUUGUUUGACAUCUUGGAGUUACCUCCAGAGUGUUUUGAAGAAGGAAUCAAAGCCAUUUUAGAAAAUCCAGAUGUCUUAAAAGUAACCCACGAUUGUCGCCUGAUUUCUGAUUACCUUUUCCACCGCCACAACAUCAAACUCAUCAACGUGUUUGAUACACAGGUAGCUGACGUAUUUGUGGAUCGCCUGUUCAAGGGAGGUAAGGGAGGCGACUGGCCGCGUUAUGUGAAAGGCCUUGCAGACUGUGCUCUCAACCAUCUGAAUCUGGAGCCCGAACAAGUCCUCAACCUCAAAACCAGAGAGAGGCUUAAGAAGCAUGACGAGGAGAUCUGGGCCACCCGUCCUAUCAGUCGUCAGCUAUUAGACGCCCUCUAUAAGAACGUUGUACACCUCCGUCCUUUACGUCAGGUUCUCAUCGAGAAAAUGAUGGCCGAAUACGUCGCAGGGGUGGACGUGUAUCUGUCCCAGGUCAGGGAUUCCUCCACAAAGGAUGCUAAAGCGCACCAGUCCAACCUAAUACCUAUGGCAUUUGAGGGAUUGCGGAAACUGAUGCCUCGCUUAGACAGCUAUCGCUGGGGUAGUAAUCGACUCAGUGCCGAGACCUCUAACGUGAAGGGGUUCACGGACAACGUCCUUCCUGUGCAGGACCCCAAGGUCAUCAUUAGUCAUGAUUCUAUUUGGCAUCAAAGACCUUCCAAGGGUCAACACAUGUUCAAACAAGUUGCCAAUCAGUUCAAAUUUGUUAAAGAAGAUGGAACACCAUGUAGGGUAGCUGAACAGAAGUUUGACAGUACAUCAGAUGGCCAGAAGCUUGCCUCGGUUAACCAGAAUCCAGUGUCAGUUAACCAGAACCCUGCCUCGAUUAGCCAAAAUCCUGCCUCUGUUAGCCUGAAAUCUGCCUCCGUUAGCCAAGGUCCUGGCUGUGUUAACCAAAAUCCUGCCUCGAAUAGCCAAAGACCUGACCCUGUGUCAGUAAGCUACGAUUCUGUGUCUUUUGGCCAGAAUCCUGCGAGUUCUAGUUCAAGGUCCACCACAAGUCCACAUAUUAGCCCCACAAAACAACCUGCACAGAGCAGUUUUGAAACAACCCUGACACAAAGAGGAGGAAUGAAUGCCUCACUGUCUUCAUUGAGGGGCUUGACAGAUGUGGAGAAAGAUUUGGAAGUGCAAAAAAUUAUAAACCAGUCAGAAGAAGAGGAAGUUCCAACUGGCAUGUUAAUAAGAUCUGUUUUGAAGCAGACAGACCCGAGACAAUUAGAAGAAAGAGAAGAAGACUCAGAGACCUACGAGUUCAAACCGGCUGGAGUGAUGAUAUUUGCCAAAAAGAAUGACAAGACCACGACAAGGAGGCAGAAGGAGGUGGAUGACCUUGAGCUAGAGAUGGCGCAGUAUGUGAUGGAGAACCAGCCAAUGGCCGGGUCCCAGCAGGAGGAGUCAGAGUACGAUGACUGGGGAGGGACGCGGCACAGACCCCUGGUGGUCAGCCAGGAGAACAGGGACACUAUUCUGAAGAAGUUCCUGGAGAUGGCAGGGGUGGAGAAGGCACGGAGACAGGCAGAGCUAGAACUCCAGGAAGAUACCCUCACAGUACCAGCCGUGCAUAGGAACUCUGAUACUCAAUCAGUUCCAUCUGUGCAUGGGAACUCUAACAUACUCCAAAACUUUGCAGCAGUGAGAGGUGCAUCCUCAGUAGUAAGUGGAACAGUGGAAUCUCAAACUAAUGGUCAGUGGUAUUUACAGCCCUAUCUGGGCCGGACUGAGCGGUCACUGAGUGAUGAUGACCAGAGUGUUUGUGGGUCAGACACGUUGACUCAGGGCAGCACCACAGUGUCGCAGCAACUCUCUGUCAGAAGUGGCCAUCUACAGCAAAAACGCUGUCUGUAUCGAGGUCAGAUUUCAUCCAAAGCGAGACUGCCGGAAACAUCUGAAGAGAGUGAUAGGAAUCUCAACAUCAGCUUACCAUCCAGGUUUGAAUCACCAAUCUCACAUCAGAAUCAUAGAUCUGUCAGUGUACCAGCAACACCAGCAAAUACUCAUGAAAUCGGCCAGCAACCCAGAAAUAGACAGGAGGUGAGAGGAGGACAGCCAGGUAUAACAGACCUGUCCAGACUGGCAUCAAUACUGGCCAAGACUUCCAUCAGAUCUCCGUCCUCUGUAGGCCAGGAUCCACACGGAGUGUCCAGAAGUCCUUUAAGUAUGUCAUCAUCAUCCAGAUCCCCCAACAAAAGUGAUCAGGAGUCGUCCAUUAUCAACCGUAUCCUGCAGGAUAUACCUGCCUCACCCACCUCUGGCUGCUCAUCCUCCACCGCCGGUGUUCACUGUUCCCAAAGAAACAUUUCCCCUGCCUCGUCCUGUAGGGGCGGGAUCACCCAGACUUCUCCCCGCAAAUCAGAAAGCGUGACUGCAGCACUGAACGCAACUGAUAGCAAGAUCCAGCGGAUAAGAAUCCUUGCUGAAGCAUUAAAAAAAUCAGAGAAUUGAGCUAUAUGCAUUAAUUUUGAGUGAUUUAUGGAGGCAUUAAUUUCUUAUUUAGAAUCAUCAAUCUUAUCAUGUGAAGUAGCUGCAGGUCUGUAGCUCUACUGGGACAUUCAGGUUGACAUGAUAAAGAAGUACACUUCCUCACUUACAAAAAACUGGCAAUUUACAACGCACUGAAACAUGUGCUAGUUUUGGACUGUGGUUUUAUUAAUAUUCAUGGUCAUCAGUUUAUAUGAUCUACAGAAUGUCAACCUAAAUCUUCUAGUCAUGUUACAGAAUCGCAGCUACAUAUGGAGUACUUGUUUAACUUCAAUAUCUCAAACUUCUACAUCUUCAACUCCAUGGAUAUACCAAAGGGAGUUUGAACUUCGAUGUUUAUGUUUUUAUUAAAAUUCAUUAUUACUAUUCUGUUGAUAUCUAAGAAGUUUUUUUUUUCUUUGUGCCAUCAAGUUCAAUCAAUGUUGUUUGACAACUUAAAUCUUUUAUUAAAAAUACUGAUUUUUUAAAAAGGGUUUAAAAAGUAGGUGUACAUGUGUUUGAAACAGAACUUUUACAGUGAAAUUAUCACAGUUUUUUCAUGUGGAUAAGUAACUGUACAGUUUGAAAAUUCUAUAAAAGCCCCAGGGGGUCUUGUACCGGUGAUGUGUUGAUCAGUAGGUGCUGCGUAUUUCUUCUUUAAAAAGAAAGUUGGUCACAAUGUGGAGGUUCCUUAUACCUUUGAAUGUUGCAUUUCUUGAAAAUAGAAAUUUUAAUUUUCUUUCAGUUGUGAAUAAUUUUAACUUAAAAAAAGAUAGGUCAUUUAAUGUGAAAAAAUCUAAGAUAUUAAAAUGAUAAGUUUAGUAGAGUUUUAAUGAUCAUUACUAUGCAACUCUUCUGACUCCACCCACAUAAAAGACAGGGUGGAAGCUUGUUUAUAUGUGCCUGUGGUUACUGGCAGCUUUACACGUUCAUGAUGUCUGUUGUUUUUGUUGUUGGGUGUUGAAUCAAUUGAUUUUAUGAUUUAUUUUUAUGCAUUCAUUGAAAUUCACAAAAAAAUGUCAAUUGAUGUUUUGAUGAACUUUUGAUUUAUGAUCAGUAUAAUGAAAUCUUAAAAAAAUUGGUGUUUGAUGAAUGGUAACGAAACCAGAUUAAUUAAUCUGCUCAGUGUAAAGGGAGCUGACUUUGGAGAGAUAUCAGGAGUCUGUGAUGGAGGCUUGUUGUUAUGGUGUUUUGGUGUACUGUUGAUGGCUUACCUCCCCUCUCUCCAUUUAAGGUAUCACACCGGUAAUCGGCCAAUCAAAAUGAACUUAGUCAAUUGUAGUUCCAUAUAUACUUCAGAAGUUCCAUAUAUACUUCAGAAUUAUUUUUUUCCUUGACUGCAUUUUUACAUAUUCCUUUACUCAGUUUUAAAAAUUUUUGUACCACUGAGUAGGAUAUUUCAUGUAUUUUGUUAGGUAAUGAUCUUUUUUCACAGGGACUACUUCUUUCAGGGCACAUGCAGCAGCUUCCUGGGGAGUGUGCAGUCUGUUUACAUACAAAUGGAAAACACGUGGUUUUGAGGGUAGACCUGUUUGGAGCUAGAUAUUUUGAGAAAAUGCAGUAUCGCUUGCCCUUUUUAUGGUGUUAGCUGAUGAGAUAGGUAACAAAUAACAUUUCCUCCGAAUAUUUUGUCAUGAGGAAUACAAACUGAUUUUUAAGAAUUUUUUCCCCUCUAUAGUGCUAUAUAGUGAAAACAAUUACCGGUGUGAUACCUUUAAAUGGAGUCUCCCAUCUUCUUUUUCCAUCUGUUUAUUAAAUCAUUUUUAGAACAACCAUAUUGUGUUCAACAAUUUCUUGUUAUACAAAUCAGGUUAUGUGAUGUGAACUAAAACUAGCUAGAUUGUUGUUGGUCUCUGACGAUUGUAUUUGAUGGGUCAUGUUUUUUUUUCAAUACAAGUGCUUUGUUACAUCAGUGUCACUCUUGCACACAGCACAUUUUUCCAUAUUCAUAUACUGGCCCUUUCGUCACCACCUUUCCUCAAGUCAAUUCUCAGCCUCAAGUCUUAGAUUUGACCUCAAAUUUAUGUACUUUUCAUUCAAGGACUGAGUUGAGCAUUAUGAAAAUUUUUGUGAUGGCGGGGCCAGGUAUAUAUCAGUCAAUUCUUAGCAAUGGAAAAUAUAUAACUGCAAUUUUUGACAUUUGUUCUUUAUCCCUUUUUCUACAACUGCAAAGGACAAUAGUUUCUUGGAGUUUUAUUAUUUUAGUAGCUAUUCUUUGAUAAAGUGAAAUACUGAUAUAUAGCAAUUUAAACUACAGAUUAACUUCAGAGGGUUUGAUGAUCGUGGCCAUAUUUAGACUGUUUUAAUCUCCUUCAGAAGAAGAGCUCUGUAUAAG